Drosophila elegans is the source of this 1021-nucleotide messenger RNA. It is a transcript of the gene djl, whose product is annotated as sperm-specific protein Don juan. NCBI's taxonomy places the organism in Eukaryota, Metazoa, Arthropoda, Insecta, Diptera, Drosophilidae. The record is from RefSeq and is a predicted model, not a curated record. The transcript has 2 exons. Bases 107 to 958 code for a protein of 283 amino acids.
UCAGUGUAGGUCCAGCUUCUGUAGACUCAACACAUAUCUCUUUGCUUUGGCCUUUUUCAAAAUUCUUUGUAACAUUUGGCCGCAAAAGUUCAAAAUUCAGUUAACAAUGUCUAAAAUGUCUGCGUUAAUUCUAGGUCGGUCCAUACAGACCACCUUAAAACGGUCACAACACCUAAAGGUUCUUGCAAACUUAAAAAAGGAAGACAUCUGCAAGCCUGAUAGCUUUUCUAUUCACAAGCCUACAAAAUUUAAAAACGGUUUGAUAGGAGUAAUCCGCAUUCAGGAGCACGAACGUUCUUUACUCGCCAAUCCGAUGCAACGCCAAUUCCUAGAUGAUCUGAAACACCAACAGGCACAAAGGAACGAGUCGUUAGAAAAAGAAAAGGAUGAAUAUCUCAAAAAGAUUAAAAGAGAAUACCAGAAGCUGGACAAAGAGAUCACCAUGAGUGGUGGCGACAGCGAUUUAAAAGACUCCUGCAAGGAAAUUGUCCAGAAGGAGAAGUUGAAAAAGGAAGAAAUAAAGAAAAAGUGUAGGGAGUUGGCUGCAAGGGAAAAAUGUGAAAAGGAUAAACUGAAAAAGAAGUGUAAGGAAAUUAAAAAAAAAGAUAAAUGUAAAAAAAAAGAUCCGUGUCCAAAAGAUCCUUGCCCAGAAGAUCCUUGCCCAGAAGAUCCUUGUCCUUGCGCGGAAAAGCCAAAGAAGAAAGACCCUUGCGAGAAGGAAGAUCCAUGCAAGAAAGAAGAUCCAUGCGAGAAAAAGAAAGUUGAUAUAAACAAAAUUUGCAAGGAACUAGCUGAAAUGGAACAAUGCAAGAAUUUAGCCGAGAAAGAAAAGAUGAGGAAAAUGCUUAAAAAUUGUAAAAAACUGGCCGAAGAGCAAAAGUGCAAGAAGAUGGCCGAGAAAGAGAAAUGCAGGAAAAAAGCCUUAAAAGCCAAAAAAGACAAGUGCAAGAAAAAGUAAAUGAAAGAUCGAGGUUAUCGCGGAUUUAACAUUAAAAUUAAAUAAAUUUAAAUAACUUUUAAA